Racocetra persica is the source of this 140-nucleotide messenger RNA. NCBI's taxonomy places the organism in Eukaryota, Fungi, Glomeromycota, Glomeromycetes, Diversisporales, Gigasporaceae. The record is from the annotation of a GenBank genome assembly.
GUUUGAUAUUUGAAACUUUUAAUGAGGAAUGUAAAAGUGUUAAGAAAAACCUAAUGAUGCUUGAAAAAAGGAGUUGUGAUAAAUCAAAUAAAGUUCUUUCACAAUUAAUAUCAAAAAUUUAUGAACUUAUUUUGACACGA